UUAACAUAGCUUGUUUUACGACAGCUAAAUGACCGUAAGCAGGAAUAUUAAGUACAAGCACCAACGUUAUAAAGAUUUACAUCGUGACCACAAACUCCAUCGAGAGGGAUAAUAGAUAAAUGGAUAUUGACGAGAACAGUUUGUGUGUUAGAAACAUAUAAAAACAUAAACUAAGGUUGAUACUUCAUUGCAGCCCGGAUAGUACCCUUUUUCACGUUAAACGAAUAUCCUUUUCCUGUCAAAAUGGAUGGAAUAGACAGCAUCGCUUCAAACAACAUCAGUAAACAAAUCAAAGGUGGUGAUGACGAUUAUUUUGGACGCCAUGGGUUUAUCACGACACAGCCUGCAGUGGCAAUUCCGUGUAUAAUCAUUAUUUCUGUUGCUUCAUUGCUCGGGACGUUUGGCAAUCUGCUCAUCCUCUACGUCAUAGCAACAAAAUCGAGUUUGCGUAACAAAAUGGAGUCAACGUUCAUUGUCAAUUUGGCCAUAUCCGACCUGUACGUCACUCUGAUCGCCGAUCCAAUGAGUAUUAUUGCAAAAAUUGAAGGAGAAGAUUUCUUCAAAACGGUACCGGGACUAUGUGAGACCGUUGCGAGCCUUUGCACGAUAUCAUGCGUGGCAUCGCUAAUGACGAUUGCUAUGAUGAGUAUGAACAGGUAUUUCUUCAUCUGCGCAAACGACAUAUACAGGAAAAUAUUUACUAGGAAACGCUGUGUCGCCAUAUGCGUCUCCGUGUACUUUGUUGGUACUACUUUAGUCAUUUUAAAUACAGCAGGCGUCGGCGACCAUGGCUUCGAUAAAAAAAGUCUAGAGUGCAUCUGGGACCGAAUGGCAACGUACCCAUUUACAGUCGUGUUUUCGAUCGUUCUGGUAUGGAUUCCUUCGGUUAUCAUUGGAGCCUUUUACUUAAAAAUAUAUCUGUUCGUGAGGACACAUAGACUUAGGAUAAAAGAGAAUAGAAAACAUUUUGGUGGAAAUCAAACGCCGUUGAAAAGUUAUCACCUUGCGAAGACAUUGUUUGUCAUCUACAUUGUUUUUAUCACAUGUUGGGCGCCAUAUGCGCUGCUUAUGGUGGCGGACUCCAAAGACACCUUUGCAUACGAAGUGCAUGUGUACAUCACAAUGUUUGCGCAUCUGCAUCCUUCUCUCAACUGGAUGAUUUACUACCUUACGAACAAACAUUUUGCGAAUGCAUACAAAGAAGUAUUUGCAAGUUGCUGUUUGAGUGAACGUCGCGCCUUGCCGGUGAGUGUCACUUCUGACGACUCAAAUAAAACUGGAACAAUGACGCUGUCAACUUUGAAAGCUACGAAAACAAAGCUGGAACAUAGUCAGACAUUCUCGAGUUCUUGUGAUGAAGUAGAGAUGACUUUGAGAUAGGAAUGGUAUCAAGAUGGAUUUGAACUUAACAAUUGAUGAAAAAACAGUGUAGUUAUUGUUUGAGUUGGGAAGUUUUGUCAUAAUAACACUUAUUCAAUUAGUUGUAUGCCUUUUCCCUAUUAUCAGUUGUUUUUUAUAAUAUCAAGAAGCAAUGCUUUUCAUUUCUUUUAAUAUAGUAUGUUAUAUUUAC
Mya arenaria is the source of this 1570-nucleotide messenger RNA. RefSeq names its product melatonin receptor type 1B-B-like. The coding region runs from base 244 to 1380 and encodes 378 amino acids. Lineage: Eukaryota; Metazoa; Mollusca; Bivalvia; Myida; Myidae. Gene Ontology annotation, biological process: G protein-coupled receptor signaling pathway. The transcript has 3 exons. Gene Ontology annotation, molecular function: G protein-coupled receptor activity. The record is from RefSeq and is a predicted model, not a curated record. Gene Ontology annotation, cellular component: membrane.